AGUCUUGGCAGCAGCGGCCGCAGCAGCAACAGCAGCAGCAGCGGCGGCAGGCGGCAGCCGGGCAGCCAGGCAGCGGGGGUUGAGGCACACGGGGAAGGUGCAGGGGCCUGAGGUGCAGCUCGAAUGGGACAGGGCCCCCAGCGCUGGACAGAUGCAGUGCCAAACUUGAUGCCACCUUCCAGCUUCUCCGGACUGAAGAGGGAAUGGAUGCGGCCACAGCUCCAAAGCAAGCCUGGCCCCCAUGGCCCCCACUCCUUUUCCUCCUCCUCCUACCUGGAGGGAGUGGUGGCAGCUGCCCUGCUGUGUGUGACUGCACCUCCCAGCCCCAGGCUGUGCUCUGUGGCCACAGGCAACUGGAGGCUGUACCUGGAGGACUCCCAGUGGACACUGAGCUCCUGGACCUGAGCGGGAAUCGCCUGUGGGGACUCCAGCGGGGAAUGCUCUCCCGCCUGAGCCUGCUCCAGGAAUUGGACCUCAGCUACAACCAGCUCUCCACCCUUGAGCCCGGGGCCUUCCACGGCCUACAAAGCCUACUCACCCUGAGGCUGCAGGGCAAUCGGCUCAGAAUCAUGGGGCCUGGGGUCUUCUCAGGCCUCUCUGCCCUGACCCUGCUGGACCUCCGCCUCAACCAAAUUGUCCUCUUCCUAGAUGGAGCUUUUGGGGAGCUAGGCAGCCUCCAGAAGCUGGAGGUUGGGGAUAACCACCUGGUAUUUGUGGCUCCGGGGGCCUUUGCAGGGCUGGCCAAGCUGAGCACCCUCACCCUGGAGCGCUGCAACCUCAGCACAGUGCCUGGCCUAGCCCUCGCCCGUCUCCCAGCACUAGUGGCCCUAAGGCUUCGAGAACUGGAUAUUGGGAGGCUGCCGGCUGGGGCCCUGCGGGGGCUGGGGCAGCUCAAGGAGCUGGAGAUCCACCACUGGCCAUCUCUGGAGGCUCUGGACCCUGGGAGCCUCAUUGGGCUUAAUCUCAGUAGCCUGGCCAUCACCCGCUGCAACCUGAGCUCUGUGCCCUUCCAAGCACUACACCACCUGAGCUUUCUCAGGGUCCUGGAUCUGUCUCAGAAUCCCAUCUCAGCCAUCCCAGCCCGAAGGCUCAGCCCCCUGGUGCGGCUCCAGGAGCUACGCCUGUCGGGGGCAUGCCUCACUUCCAUUGCUGCCCAUGCCUUCCAUGGCUUGACUGCCUUCCACCUCCUGGAUGUGGCAGAUAACGCCCUUCAGACACUAGAGGAAACAGCCUUCCCUUCCCCAGACAAACUGGUCACCCUGAGGCUAUCUGGCAACCCCCUAACCUGUGACUGCCGCCUCCUCUGGCUGCUCCGGCUCCGCCGCCGACUGGACUUUGGCACGUCCCCCCCUGCCUGUGCUGGCCCCCAGCAUGUCCAGGGGAAGAGCCUGAGGGAGUUUUCAGACAUACUGCCUCCGGGGCACUUCACCUGCAAACCAGCCCUGAUCCGAAAGUCGGGGCCUCGAUGGGUCAUUGCAGAGGAGGGCGGGCAUGCAGUUUUCUCCUGCUCUGGAGAUGGAGACCCAGCCCCCACCAUCUCCUGGAUGAGGCCUCAUGGGGCUUGGCUGGGCAGGGCUGGGAGAGUAAGGGUCCUAGAGGAUGGGACACUGGAGAUCCGCUCAGUGCAGCUACGGGACAGAGGGGCCUAUGUCUGUGUGGUCAGCAAUGUUGCUGGGAAUGACUCCCUGAGGACCUGGCUGGAAGUCAUCCAGGUGGAACCACCAAACGGCACACUUUCUGACCCCAACAUCACCGUGCCAGGGAUCCCAGGGCCUUUUUUUCUGGAUAGCAGAGGUGUGGCCAUGGUGCUGGCAGUCGGCUUCCUCCCCUUCCUCACCUCAGUAACCCUCUGCUUUGGCCUGAUUGCCCUUUGGAGCAAGGGCAAAGGUCGGGUCAAACAUCACAUGACCUUUGACUUUGUGGCACCUCGGCCCUCUGGGGAUAGAAACUCUGGGGGUAACCGGGUCACUGCCAAGCUCUUCUGACCUUUCCUUCCCCAGCGGGGAACCCACCAAGUCUGCUUCAGAUACCAAAGGGGAAGACAGAACCAAGGCUGCUUGAACCAGAACCUGGUCCUGAGCAGCACCGCUCUCCCACACCGCCAGCCUGCGUUGUGCCAGCAACUAGUGAUGCCUCCUGCCAGAGAGUCUGCUUCCUGAGCUUUUCCAGUCUGACAAUAGCAUUGUCAUUUCUUCUCUGAGGGUCCCAGGGAGCUGCAGAUACAGACCCCGUCGUUAGUCCAGCCCUCCCUUCGUCCCCUCCACACACCGAACAGGAAACAUAAAGCUCUAGUCAGCUAGUUUAACCACUAGGCUUUCUUCACACACGCCUAUAUCCUUUAAUAACCAAUUGCCAACCACAACUAUGAGAUUAUUUCAGAGGUGGGGCUGGGAAGUGCCACUUGCUCCUUGGAGUCUCUGUUUGUCAACCUGGCAGAGUCCCUUUCUUUUCUGCUCCCCACCCCAACCCUAUCCCUAGGUACAGGAUUAAGAGCAAAGGACCCUCAAGCCACAGAGAAGAGGAUGGGGACAGAGUGUGGGAUGGGGAGGACAGACCACACACUGCACUGUGUUUGCAUGAGCCUCUACCACCUUCUUCUGCCUGCCAGAUCAUUAAACCUGCUGUCAAAGGGCCACAACAGUAGCAGCCAGAGCUAAA
This is a messenger RNA of Piliocolobus tephrosceles (Ugandan red Colobus), 2658 nucleotides long. It is a transcript of the gene LINGO4, whose product is annotated as leucine rich repeat and Ig domain containing 4. The transcript is spliced from 2 exons. Gene Ontology annotation, molecular function: protein binding. The record is from RefSeq and is a predicted model, not a curated record. Lineage: Eukaryota; Metazoa; Chordata; Mammalia; Primates; Cercopithecidae. The coding region runs from base 204 to 1985 and encodes 593 amino acids.